UAUUCAUUUCGUAGAGAGAGACCACCAAUCCAAUUGCGAUAAUCCACACUCAAUUUACAAGAGAGAGAGAGAGUCGUGGUGGCAAAGAGAAAAGUAUAAACAGAACAGGAGAAACCAUGUCAGAUUAUGGAGUGAGGAGGAUGAAGCUGGGAAGCCAAGGACUCGAAGUAUCGGCGCAAGGCCUUGGCUGCAUGAGCCUCUCCGCCUUCUUCGGUGUUCCCGCCCCCGAAACUGAUCCCAUCGCUCUUCUUCACCACGCUAUCGACUCCGGCGUAACUUUCCUUGACACCGCCGACAGCUACGGUCCUCAGACCAACGAGUUGCUCCUCGCCAAGGCUCUGAAGGAUGGGGUGAGGGAGAGAGUGGAGCUCGCUUCCAAAUUUGGGAUCAUUUACGGAGAGGGGAAGAGAGAGAUAAAGGGAGAUCCUUUCUAUGUUAGAGCUGCUUGUGAGGCUAGUUUGAAGCGGCUUGAUGUGGACUGCAUUGAUCUUUAUUACCAGCAUCGGAUUGAUGCUCGUGUCCCUAUCGAAAUCACUAUGGGGGAAAUGAAGAAGCUAGUUGAAGAGGGUAAGAUAAAGUACGUUGGUUUGUCUGAAGCCUCUGCUUCAACUAUCAGAAGAGCGCAUGCUGUUCACCCAAUUACUGCAGUGCAGUUAGAAUGGUCCUUGUGGACAAGAGAUGCGGAAGAAGAAGUCAUCCCCACCUGCAGGGAACUUGGGAUUGGGAUUGUUGCUUACAGUCCUCUAGGAAGAGGCUUCUUCGCUGCUGGACCAAAGCUUCUUGAGAAUAUAGAGAACAAUGACUACAGGAAGACUCUACCAAGAUUCCAACCGGAAAACUUAGUCCACAACAAGAUUCUCUACGAGAAAGUUUGUGGAAUGUCAGAAAAGAAAGGAUGCACUCCUGGACAACUAGCCCUCGCAUGGCUUCACCACCAAGGAGACGAUGUUUGCCCCAUCCCUGGAACUACUAAGAUUGAAAAUCUCAAUCAGAACAUUGGAGCUUUAUCUGUGAAACUCACUCCCGAAGAGAUGUCUGAGCUGGAGAGCAUUGGUCACCCAGAGUCUGUGAAAGGAGAAAGAUAUGGGAACAUGUUGGCCACUUUCAAGAACUCUGACACUCCACCAUUGUCUUCCUGGAAACCCGCAUAAAACCAGCUGAGUUUAUCUGGUUGUGGUGGUGGAUGACAUUGAAGCAGUCUUAACUUCUGUGUCAGUAAGAAGAAAGUAAUUGAUCUGUUGUGUCUUGAGAGUAGAUUAUCAAAUCCAAAUAUCAGUGUGAAUGUAUUGUAUAAUAAAUUAUCUAUAGAGUUCCCCAAGUGAAACUUCAAUCUACAACUCCAUACAUUGUGUCCAAACUCUAUAAAUAAACGUCUCUUCUAUUCAAA
This is a messenger RNA of Brassica napus (rape), 1387 nucleotides long. Its product is annotated as probable aldo-keto reductase 4. Gene Ontology annotation, cellular component: cytoplasm. The record is from RefSeq and is a predicted model, not a curated record. The coding region runs from base 117 to 1151 and encodes 344 amino acids. The transcript has 6 exons. NCBI's taxonomy places the organism in Eukaryota, Viridiplantae, Streptophyta, Magnoliopsida, Brassicales, Brassicaceae.